AUGAUUGAGCAACAGGUGAUGGUCUUUUUCUGGGGAGUAUGUUUGCUGACUUCUGGAUGGAUGACUUACGCCGAUGCCAGCAUCCCUGAAAACUUGGACAAGAGCAUCGAUGAGCUUAAAACAUUUUAUAUUAAAGAUGACCGCGAACUGCACAAUGCACACCCCAUCUUCCUGCGGGCCCUUAAAGACUUAAAGGGGAAACUUGAGGAAAGUGAACAGAAGCUGAUGAUGAGUAUUAUUAUGGACACUUACAGUAGGAUCUUCAUUCGCAUGCAGAACGAGAGCCAGGAUGAAGCUAUGAAAGAGAGACUGGAGCACGUUCAAGAGCACAUGAAAAAACUGCAAGAGAACUACUUCCCAGGCAAAAGUGCUGAGCUCAAGACAUAUGCAGAAACAUUCUGGGCAAUCAAGGAAAACGACCCGAUUGUCCAACGCAAGGCAUUGUUUGAGAUGAAGCGAGUCUACAGGGAAGCAAUACAGCUGAGAAGCCUGAAGAAUAAAGACCGCAGGAGACGACAAGCCAAAAUCAUCAGAAGGCAAAAGUCUUAA
Molecule: messenger RNA, 549 nt
Organism: Xyrauchen texanus (razorback sucker)
Lineage: Eukaryota; Metazoa; Chordata; Actinopteri; Cypriniformes; Catostomidae
Product: interferon gamma 1-like
Exons: 4
Coding region: 1-549 (182 amino acids)
Biological process (GO): immune response
Cellular component (GO): extracellular region
Molecular function (GO): type II interferon receptor binding
Source: RefSeq, a predicted model, not a curated record